UUCUUAGCCAGGCAGAAAAAGAUGGUCCCAUCAUGGAGGUGUAUAAGACACCCCGGUUGUCUGCCUUGUCAUCCACACCCGUUGUUCUGUGCUUCCACAGCCUGCUUCACAUCUCAGCAUCACCAUUCCCAAGUAUAUACCGAAUACUUGGUCCCCACUCCCAAUACAAGUCACCGUCCGCCCAUCCCUAUAUCUGGCUCGCACCCCCAUCCUUCUCAUAAGGCAAAGCCCCUUGACUGCGUCUAACAACCCAAUCGGACCCCCGGCGCAAUCUUACUCGGCACCUCUCCCCGCCUAGUUCUCGCUCCUCUCCAACAACAAGGUCCAUCGCAGGUCAUCGUGUCCAUCUUCAGCCUUACGAAUUCGUAUAUAAUCCAACAUCAGCCAACACCUCCCAUCCCCAUUCACCCAAAAAGAUUCUCCAGCAUGGCCCUCACUCCGCCCUCUCUGACCAGGUCACCUUCAACCCCCUCGCACAGUUACUGUCCUUCCGAAAGGUCAUCAGUUGGUUAUCCCUCGCCCGGCCUGGUGGAACAGCAAUACAAAAUCUCGUCCAUCUAUGGUGACCAGUCCUGUUCCGUAACUUCGUCUAUGGACCCGGGGUCAUCACUACCACCGCUUGAAUCAAUGGGUCAGCCCGACUGGAACAGCACCGUCAUUCUCCCUGCCUCCUCCGCCACCGGUAUGCCUAGUGUCCUUGCCGCAGCGUAUGAGUCGUAUGGGAGCUAUCCUUAUAGCCACGAUGUUUAUCACUCGCACCACAGCGGCCAUCCUCUUUCAACAUCUACGCCGCCGCCUUCCGGCCCGUCAUCCCGAUCUCCAAUUCCACCUGCAUCAAGGACGUCACAUCCCUACCUUUCAAACGCAUCGAUGGGUGGAUCUCUAACACCGCGGGUCAAGAUGGAGACAGAGUACGGGUCAAGCAUGGAAGUCUCUCAAUACCCAUCGCCUCGUUCGAUGCACACUUCCUACCCUUCAGACAGCGGCGCCUACACACACAAUACUGCUGGUUAUCUCUCAGACGGAGGAUCAUCAGGAUGGCAAAAGUCAGACUACCCGCCUCUCGAGACCGAAUUUUACCCAGGCCCUGGAGCCGCGCAAACAUCAGCUUUCCUCCAAAACGGACAACGAUCCUACCGAGUUCCCCGUCCCAAGAGACAACAGCGGCGCUUGACGACGAAAGAGGAAGCCAACUUUCAGUGCGAGGUCAAGGGGUGUGGGAAACUAUUCAGCCGAAGCUACAAUUACAAGGCGCACCUGGAGACACACGAGCCAAACCGGGAUUAUCCCUUCCCCUGCCAGGAAGCCGGUUGCACCAAGAAGUUUGUUCGCAAAACCGAUCUCCAGAGACAUCAUCAGAGUGUGCAUUUAAAGGAGCGCAGCCACAAGUGCGAUUACUGCGGCCGUCUGUUUGCCAGGAAAGAUACUCUGCGAAGGCACAUGGAAGAUGGUUGCUCCAAACGCUUCGACAUCGGCACCAUGGAUCUCCGACCAGAGACCUACGACAGCUUCGCACGACCUUCUUCCUCUGGCCCCAUGAGUCAGCACUACACCCUCUCGUCAUCGACCAACAACAUCGAUAGCCUUCCACCCAUGGCUAUCCCAUCCCUAGGCAGCAGUGGCAUCCUCUCGUCGCUGUCGUCUUCUAUGAGGGCUGGUGGUGGCCAGGGUCAUUCUUGGGGGAGGUGAGCUGACGUGAUUACCUCACCCCAAGUCCAUAUACAUUACGCUUGUACGAUAAAAUGAUGAAAGACGUUUCAUAUUUCCACUUCUCGUUUCCACACUUUUAGGUUACUAUUCUGGAGAUACCAAAAGGGGGAACUAUCAGGGAGAGCGGUUGUGACACUUAUCGCUCGCUUGUACGAUUAAUGUACUACUUUCUUUUCUACUGUGUUCGAUUUUUGGUCAUCAUUAGCGGGAAGUUGGGAUUUGUGUCUGCCUGAUGGUUCUUUACUUUUGUUUCUUUUUUUAUGCAACCGUUCAUAAACAGAGUAUGGCCGGUCGUAUAUGGACCUGGCGGUUUCCUUUUUUUUUCUUGUUCUUUUUUUCUUUUUUUUCUUUUCUUUUUUUUUUUUUCGGUAGGGUUUUAGUUCAAGGAGGUCGGUUGGUCGGUCGGUUGGCAUAGAAACAUUACACGGGUUAUAGCGCGCGGGCGGCAGAGUCCUUUUUAUUGAUGUUUAGCACGCACCUUGCGAUAACAAAGCUCAUCUUUUUUCUUCUUGUCACUCUUUCUUCUUCAUUUAUUGUUCAUUAGCGCGUUUCUGUUCAACGGGGUAAAAGACUCCUCUGCUUAUUCAUCUAUUCACCAUGUCUGAACGAACAGACGCACACUAUACAUACACUCUCCA
This is a messenger RNA of Neurospora crassa OR74A, 2348 nucleotides long. RefSeq lists its product as hypothetical. Lineage: Eukaryota; Fungi; Ascomycota; Sordariomycetes; Sordariales; Sordariaceae. Gene Ontology annotation, biological process: regulation of transcription by RNA polymerase II. Bases 427 to 1689 code for a protein of 420 amino acids. Gene Ontology annotation, molecular function: RNA polymerase II cis-regulatory region sequence-specific DNA binding; DNA-binding transcription factor activity, RNA polymerase II-specific. The record is from RefSeq and is a predicted model, not a curated record. The transcript has 2 exons.